AUGGCCCCAGACGCGGCCAUUGGACAGGCCACGGGCCACAGGCCUCAGAUCAGUAUGAGGCAGGGCUGUAGCAAGAAGCUUCAGCCGAACAGUGAGGGCCACACAAAGUCCAGCAGACUUUGUGAGGAGGAGGAGGAGGAUAAACCUCCCCAGGAAGAGCCAGGGCAUCAGGGGUUGAAGCGGUCCCGGCAAAAAGCAGGCCUUUCCACCAAAGGCGGCAGACGUACCAAACGCCAACGCAGAGCUACGUUUGAGGAGUCGUACAUGGAGCAGCACUUCCUUGGAGAAGGUGGAUUUGGAAGUGUUUUUGCUGGGAUCCGCAUUGAGGAUCAAAUGCCUGUUGCCAUCAAGUAUAUCUCUAAAGACAGGGCAGAGGAGACGCUUGAGAUUCCUGGACAGGGUACUUUGCCUUUGGAGGUGGCUCUGAUGAGCAUGGUGAACGCAGCCCCUCACUGUUCAAACAUCCUACGGCUGUUGGAGUGGUUUGAACAACCAAGUCAGUUCGUUUUGAUCCUGGAGCUGCUUGAACCCUGUCAGGAUCUCGCCGAAUUCUGCGAAGCGCAGGGUGGCUCCCUGGAUGAGAAUGUGACUCGCGAGGUGAUGAAGCAGUUGUUGAGGGCUUUGCGUCACUGCGAGAAGCGCGGGGUUCUCCACCGUGACGUGAAGCCUGAAAACGUGCUCAUUCUGACGGACUCUCACACGGUCAAACUCAUCGACUUUGGCUGCGGAGACCUGCUUCAGGACUGCCCUUACGACUACUUUGCAGGGACCUUUCAAUAUGCACCACCUGAAUGGUUCCUGCAUAGUGAGUAUAUGGCAGGCCCAGCCACUGUCUGGUCUGUGGGAGUGACCAUGUUCCGUCUAGUGUGUGGCUUUGCACCAUUCACCUCCAGUCGACAGAUCAUCCAGAGCCAUCUACCUUUCCCUCAAGGACCAUCUGCAGAGUUCCAAGACCUGAUUCGCUGGUGCCUGAAAGAAAAUCCAGAGGAUCGUCCAACCCUGAAACAGAUGAGGCGCCACCGCUGGAGUGAGGCUCAUGUGCGGAGACUACAGAAAGAGCGUGAUGAGCUGGAGCAGAGGCUCACAGACCUGAGAAAAGCUUGGUCCUUCCUCAGUGACCUGACCAAGCUUCACAGGAGCUACCUCCAGCACUGCAACACUCACCCUGAUGAAGAGCCAGUGUAUGGUCCCUCCUGUAUGCCAGCACUGCUGCUGGAAGCCAGAGGCACGCUGGGAGCAGAGCAUCAGCCGAAGACUGUUCAUGAAAAACUGCAGCAAAGCGUAGACCAAGCUGACAACAAAUAA
Chanos chanos (milkfish) is the source of this 1305-nucleotide messenger RNA. Its product is annotated as serine/threonine-protein kinase pim-1-like. The record is from RefSeq and is a predicted model, not a curated record. Gene Ontology annotation, molecular function: ATP binding; protein serine/threonine kinase activity. Gene Ontology annotation, biological process: regulation of mitotic cell cycle; protein autophosphorylation; negative regulation of apoptotic process. The coding region runs from base 1 to 1305 and encodes 434 amino acids. Gene Ontology annotation, cellular component: cytoplasm. Lineage: Eukaryota; Metazoa; Chordata; Actinopteri; Gonorynchiformes; Chanidae. The transcript has 7 exons.